Messenger RNA from Diuraphis noxia (Russian wheat aphid), 2027 nucleotides. RefSeq lists its product as uncharacterized. The record is from RefSeq and is a predicted model, not a curated record. Lineage: Eukaryota; Metazoa; Arthropoda; Insecta; Hemiptera; Aphididae. Gene Ontology annotation, molecular function: protein binding; DNA-binding transcription factor activity, RNA polymerase II-specific; RNA polymerase II transcription regulatory region sequence-specific DNA binding. Gene Ontology annotation, biological process: regulation of transcription by RNA polymerase II; embryo development. Gene Ontology annotation, cellular component: nucleus.
UUUUCGUUCGCCGGUUGUUUCUGUUUUCGGUUUAUUUGAUUUGAUUUUUGUAUGAAAUACGAUAUUAUUAUAACACUCUACGUACAUUCGCUGUGGCCGACCACAAAAAAGUAUAUUAUUAUUAUUACAUAAUAGACAAAUAUUAAAAACAUUGUUUGGCGCAAAUACGUAUAUAUAUAGAGGUAUAUUCGGUACAACGAGACGAAACGUCAUGGGACAAUUAUUAAUGUUCGAUUGACCGAAAAUUCCUCUCCACGUGCCUCCGUACGCAAAGCGCGUCGACCGGAUAUUAUAAUAAUCGCGCCUGUACGCUGCAGUGCGAUUUUGCGACGCACGCGAACUGUGCAGGGACACGCGCUCAGAGGCAUAAGUUUUCGGUUUUCGGAUCGCCGCCCGCCCGUCCGCAACGUCAUGGAAACGUGCGUGCUCAUACCGAAAGAACUGUCCUUGCAGGCGGUGCCAGUGGCCAACGUACAGCGGUCCAACAACAACAGACACCACGCGGAGCCCGAGAUCACCGUCAUGACUAACGUCAACGUGCCCAGAGGCACGCUCAUCUACCCGUUCCAGGGCACGGUGCGCAUGGACAAGCUGGACGUUUUCUCGUUCUUGGACGACACAGACAUAAGGCACAGAUUCGGUUGCUACGACCAGGUGACCGAGGUGAACAGACUCCGAGUGCGUUAUUGUAAUUGGGUCCGGUUUUUGAAAAUCACGCAGCACCAUUCCGAACAACAUGUCAACGUAUUGGGAACCAAAAUAAAAGGCGAACCCAUGUACGAAGUGAUCAAAAACAUACCUGCCAACACGGAGUUGAUCGUGCACUACCUGCCCGAGCGGCCGGAAGAGAUAUUCUUCAUGCCCGCCGUCCAAUACUUGAGAAACACGCUGUACAGACGUACGAUGGACACAAUUCUGGAAGAUUCACCGUUGGACCUAUCCAUGUCGUUACUGUCCCGGGCGUUCGGUACGUCUUCCGCGUCAUCGGCGUCCUCCCCGCCCAGCGGACUGGACACGGACGAACGCAAGUCGUUGUCCGGUGAAUCGUCUUCGGCCAACUCAUUGUCCGGGGACACAGCAUCGCUGGACCACAACGUGAACAUGAUCGUGACUCCGGUGAAACCGAGGCCGUUCCGCGGCGAGCGCACCCUGCUUCCGUGCGAGGUGUGCCGCAAAGCUUUCGACCGGCCGUCGUUGCUCAAGAGACACAUGCGCACCCACACCGGUGAAAAGCCACACGUGUGUGCAGUGUGCAACAAGGGUUUCUCUACGUCGAGCUCGUUGAAUACUCACCGGCGAAUCCACAGCGGCGAAAAACCACACCAGUGUGGCGUCUGCGGAAAACGGUUCACGGCCAGUUCUAAUCUCUACUACCACCGAAUGACUCACAUCAAGGAAAAACCGCACAAGUGCACACUGUGCGCCAAGUCGUUCCCGACACCAGGCGAUCUGAAAUCUCACAUGUACGUGCACAACGGAUCGUGGCCUUUCAAGUGUCACAUUUGUAACAGAGGAUUCAGCAAACACACGAAUUUGAAAAAUCACUUGUUCCUGCACACYGGAGACAAACCGCACGCUUGCGAACUGUGCCAAAAGAAAUUCGCCCUCGCCUGCAACCUGAGAGCACACAUGAAGACCCACGAGAGUGAAACCCAAGAGGAGUGCAACAAGUGCGGUAAGGUGUACAUGGCCCCGGAAACGGACAAGGGUCGCGGCGGCGCGUGUCCCGAGUGCUCUCCGGUGUCGCGUCUGCCGUCCACCGACGCCGCAUCAGUCGCCGCGGGGGUUUCGCCGCCGGAUGAGGAGCGGUCUUACGGAGGCGAUUCGGAGGACUGUUCGUCGAUCGGAUCCGCAGACGACUGCAGCAGCAGCAGGGGUGGCGUGUGAACGGCUGCUGCUGAUGGGUAGAUGGGGUGGGUGGGUGAUGGCGUGACGUGGGUGGCGGCGCGUCUCCAGACGGCUACCGCGGUCCGCCGCGCUCACCCUCAAGACACACGCGUUUGUGUAUUUUCGAUCAUUAAUUAAAG